Molecule: messenger RNA, 1665 nt
Organism: Durusdinium trenchii
Lineage: Eukaryota; Dinophyceae; Suessiales; Symbiodiniaceae
Source: the annotation of a GenBank genome assembly
CAGGAAUUCAAAGCUCAUGGCUUUUGGUGCAAUGGAGGAUGAGUUGAAUGAGCUUCAUGGCGACGACUGAAAAACCAUGGCAGCGUCUCCACGCCGUCCUAGGCUCUCGCUGCUGGGCUUGUCGGCCAUCAUUUACUACUCGGUUUCUGGUGGCCCUUAUGGUGCUGAGGAUGCAGUCUCCUCUGCUGGGCCGCUGCUGUCACUGGCAGGCUUCUUGGUGAUGCCGCUGGUUUGGUCUUUGCCUGAAGCCCUGAUCACUGCGGAGUUGGCCACCACCUUCCCGAGCAAUGCGGGUUUCGUAGAGUGGGUCACGGCAGCCUUUGGACCUUUCUGGGGCUUUCAGGAAGGUUUUCUCUCCUGGAUCAGCUCUGUCGCGGAUGCGGCGUUGUAUCCCGUGCUCUUCCGUCAGUACUUGGUUCAGCUGUGGCCAAACAUGUCUGGAGGGAUCUCUGGGCAAAUCUUCGUUGCGGCGGUGACGCUUCUCAUGGGCGGCCUUAACUUUGCUGGUUUGAGCAUCGUGGGCUGGGUUGCGUUUCUCCUGGCAGGAUUCGUUCUGUCGCCCUUUGUGUAUAUGGUUGUCGUGGGCGUCCCGCAGAUCUCAAUGACACGUUUGCUCGUCUCUCCGCCAGUCUCUGAAGUGGCAUGGUCCGACUUCCUGAACCUUGGGCGGGUACGUCGGACCGUGGAGUCUUCGGUUCGAGCAGCACGGGCAGCCCUCACGGGGGCGAAUUGCCUCUUUUGGAAUCUCAACUACUGGGAUACAGCAUCCACUCUAGCUGGAGAGGUGCAAGAUGUCAGCACGACUUAUCCCAAAGCCUUGGGUGUGGCCAUGGUGGCUGUGGUCCUCUCCUACUUCUUGCCGCUGCUUGUGGGGCUUGGCAUCUCUGGUGCUACCUCCGAUUGGCGAAACUGGCAAGAUGGAGAGUUUGCGCUGAUGGGCCGAAGGCUUGGAGGCAGUAUCUUGGAGUCUUGGGUGAUCACCGGCGCAGCCGUGAGUUGCCUGGGCCAGCAGCUGUCGGAGAUGGCCGAGGCGGCCUUUCAAUUGCAAGGCAUGGCAGAAGACGGCUGGCUUCCAACGUGUUUUGCACAUCGCUCUCGCUUUGACACCCCGUCUCUUCCGCUUGCUGUCAUCACAGUGUUAGUCCUGGUCCUCAGCGUUUUCUCCAGUUUCAACGCCAUCAUCAACAUGCUGAACUCCGUGUACUGCGUGGCGCAGGUCAUUGAGUUCUCAGCCUUUCUUCAUUUGCGAAGAAAGCACGAUGACUUGGAACGCCCCUUCAGGGUGCCUUGUCGAAGUUUGGCGGCUUGCUGCCUUCUCCUGUUGAUGCCUUUCGCCUUUUGUUUGGUCUUGCUGGUUAUGCCUUUCGUCAGAGGAGAUUGGUUUCAAGUCGCCUCACUGCUGGGCUCCAUCCUGUUGGGUCUUCUUCUCUACCAUCUCUUGGAACUUUCCCGGAGACGAGGAUGGCUGACCUUCUAUAGGUGUCCACCCGGCGGCUUAGAGGACAUCCUCGCCCAGCGGCCGAACGAGUCCCUUUGGGACGAUGCCAAUGACACCCAGGCGCUGCCACUCUCCUGGCGCGCGGAGCUCUCGCAAUCUCUGGGGCGCCUCUAGCUGAGCUCGAAGCCGUCGUUCCGCUUUUGGGGAGUGAACCAAGUAGACUAGAC